Molecule: messenger RNA, 381 nt
Organism: Metarhizium robertsii ARSEF 23
Lineage: Eukaryota; Fungi; Ascomycota; Sordariomycetes; Hypocreales; Clavicipitaceae
Exons: 1
Coding region: 1-381 (126 amino acids)
Cellular component (GO): cytoplasm
Source: RefSeq, a predicted model, not a curated record
AUGCCUUGUCUAAUGGCCUCGCCACUUGCUGCCAGAUUCAUAGCCAGCAAACCGGGUUCGCUCUCUGUCGGCUUUGUUCAGCUUCAACUCCGUGUCAAAGCAGGAACAAGUAAGGACCGCGAGGGGAUAUUGGCCGUCACAGACAGGGCGAUUGAACUGUGUGUGGCUGCCCAGCCCAGACAUGGCGAGGCCAACAAGGCUGUUGUCCAAGCUCUCAGCAAUGCUAUAGGCAUCCCCAAAUCGCGGUUCCGGUUUGUCAGUGGAAUCAAGUCCAGAGACAAGGUAGUGGCCAUUGGCGAUAUCCAAGGCGACGGGCCAGAAUAUACCGAGACGAUUCUACGCUUGCUCCGCGAAGCAAGCCAUCGAACCCUUACUCCCUAG